AUGUUCUACGUCACUAGUGGCGGUGCCUGGAGAGAACAGCGUACGCACCGCUACCAUGACACCCGUUCUCGAUACUCGCCAAAAUUUGAUCGUUGUCGCGAAUUCGAGGCGGCAGCGGAGCUUCAACGCCUCUGCGUCGAAUACCUCGACGAUGAUGCCGAUACUCUGAACGUGGUUCGACUGGUCAACAAUGAGCUGGGAAACAUAGCAACCAAGGUCUUGUUCAGCAAGGCAAUUCUCAAUCCGACGGACGAAAGCGCAGAGAAGUUUAUGGAGCUCAUGCACUGUAAAUACGGCGAUGAGGUUCGAUGCGUAGUCAUCAAUACUUCUCUCGAUCCAGAUCUCGAAUACUGGAACGCAGGUGCUUUACCAGAGUCAGAGGUCCUUCCAAGCUUUGCAGAUGCGAUCGGCUCGCUCAGCAGCUUUCGGAACCUGCAAGAGCUCAAAGAUGCUGCCGAGACACCGGAAUUCCGCAACGAAAUCUUGAAGAUAGUCCUUGGGGCCCUGGAAGAAAUUACUGCGUUGGAUGUUCUGUCCAUAAAGAAUCUGCAAGACCACACGGACAGGCAGAUUCUGAAAUCGGAUGCCUUUCCAAUCCAUCGAGGCUUCACCACCGACCUGCCAGAGCUCUGGCUCAAGCCCGCUUUAUCACACCUGACGCACCUCACGCUAUACAGCUACACUUGUAUGUGGGGCCUCUUUCCGUUUGUGGACUUCCGCAAUAUCGGGACCUUCCCAAGCCUUCCAUACUUGAGCUUGGGCAACUUCGCCAUUGCGCACGACUGGCAGGUUGACUGGAUACUGUCCCACGGCCCCACUCUCAAGCAGUUACUGCUCGACGACUGUCCUAUCAUCACAGCACUAAAAAUGGAAGUGGAUAUGGUCAAGGUCGCAUUUCCCAAGCUGCAUAGCCUGCCUGAGUCAAUGCGUCCUGACUGGAACGGCUGCUAUUUCAAAGAAAUCUCUUUGCGUUGGCACGAUGUGUUCGAUCGCUUUCGAUCUGGGUUACCUCACCUCCAGCACUUCGCUGCCUGUGGCUCAGAGCAUUGGACCAACGAUGCUUUCGAUCAUCGCUACGAACUUACCAACAGGUCGGUCGGCAACAGAUACUAUGUUUUCGACUGUGGCAGUGUGCCUCCGUGGCGGGACUUUCCAGAACGUAGCAGCCACAACUUCUAUCGUCGAGGUUCUCAUCCAAACUCUGCACGUCACGUGGAAUUUCCGCGCUGCUACGAUGAGGAUGUAGAGGCCUUGGGCAGGCUAAUGAAGGUGGCAAAUGAGAGAGCAAGGAUUGCAGUGUAG
This is a messenger RNA of Ascochyta rabiei, 1302 nucleotides long. RefSeq lists its product as uncharacterized. Bases 1 to 1302 code for a protein of 433 amino acids. Lineage: Eukaryota; Fungi; Ascomycota; Dothideomycetes; Pleosporales; Didymellaceae. The record is from RefSeq and is a predicted model, not a curated record. The transcript is spliced from 4 exons.